AUGUCCACAAGCGAUGAUACCUUGUUGCAGUACGUGGGACAGAUUGUCCCUCGGUCAUUCCAACACGGUUUGAUAACUGUAAGCUACGUCGUGUCUUGUGUCGGUGCGAUUUUGACGCUCGAACUGCUCAACCGGCGAACUUCCCGCAAUGGUUUAGCCAACUAUCUCCUACUUGUCAGUGCCGCAGUGUCGAUGGGAGGGAUAUCCAUUUGGUGUAUGCAUUUCACCGGCAACCGAGCAAUCGUCUUAGCACACAAUGAACCCGAACUCCGCAUCGUCUAUUCAAGUGGCUUCUCUGCGCUCUCAUUUUUCGCACCGGUCAUCGUAUUGCUUGCGACUUUCGUAGCUAUCGGUGCGAGUUAUAAGGUCUCCUGGUGGCGGCUCUGUUGUGGAGGAGUACUUGCUGGCACCAGCAUCUCUGGAAUGCAUUAUCUGGGCAACCUUUCCAUCAACAACUAUGAUUGCGUAUAUAACGCAGUGUAUGUGACGGGAGCAGCCAUUAUCGCUAUAUUUGAUAGUACCGUGGCCUUAUCUCUCUUUUUCGUUUUCCGAGCAUCUUGGAGGAACACAUGGUGGAAAAGAGCUAUAUCAGCAUUCGUGUUAGCUGGGGCUGUAUCGGGGAUGCACUGGGUCGCAGCCGUAGGUACCCAAUACCGUCUGGUACACUUGAAUGAACGCGAUAAAAUCUCUCAGAGCCAAGACCUCAGAGUGGCCGCCAGCUUAUCGAUUAUUGCUGUCUUCUUCAUAAUAGCAUCCAUCGUCUAUGAGUCAUGGCUCACGAAACGCAGGGAGAAUAAAGCUCAGCAAAUCGUCUUGGGGGUUGCGGUGUUCGAUAAGUCAGGGAGGAUUUUGGUGAGCCCGGACGGUUUGCUACCUAGUGAGAAGAUUACAGACACCUACGUGGAAAGGACCCAAGGCGACAUCUUCAGUAUUUCACACCCCCUUUUCCAUUGGAUGUUCCAGGUUUCUCGGAGCUGGAACAGUGUGAACGGUAUGAUUGAUGGCAUGAUUAAUCACUUGGCGCAUCUGCCGAAGGGUAGCCGAGAUGGCAAGAUUCGCCUCAUUGCCGAUGACGGGCAACCCAUCGAAAAUUAUGAUGCCAUCUUCCGAGAAUUAUUCUGCGUUGCGGCCGCGAGUUUGGCAGAUAAGUUGAAAGAGCAGCUAGCCGACGUUGGUAUUUUAUGGGACGACAUCCUAGCUACCGGAACAAAUCAACUGCCUCAAAAGCUUGACCAAGGCAUCGUCGACUGUACGCUAGAAGAAGGGACUUACGGCCAGUUUAGGGGACGUCUCGAGAAUGGGAUCAUGCGACAGCAUGAAUAUGGACGUGGCUCGCUCAUGUUUCUCGUUCGCCACCUCGAGCACGCCCACGACGUAAAUCGGCUUGAAGCAGCCGGCUUUCGAUUUGCAGAGAUCCACCAAGUGUGUGGAAUCAUUGGGUCUCGCAUGCAGAUUAAAACUAGGGACUUGAAGGGCAAACUGACGAAUAUGGCGACUUUUGCUGAAGGGAGCGCUGUGAUGAGACCGGGCGUACACUUAGGCUUCUUCGGCGUUAAAGCGCAGGUCGGGAGUUUCGGAUUCGAUAUUGUAGUCAAGAAGGGCACUCGAAACUUGCUCCCGACUAUGCCGAUACCGAUUGAACGUCUCGAGUCAUGGCAGAUGGAAAUUAUUCGACACUUUGAUAGAAUGAACGUUGGUGCUAUUUUCCACCUCCUGGACGAACUGAAGAAGCUUUCUCCUCGAGAAGUGCUCUUUGCCUCGCAGAUGUAUGACGCUCUCCAAGCUCUUCGGGCUUGGAUAGAUGAUCCCAUCGUCGACGAUGCUGUGAUGACGUCCAAGGUGGUCCAGGUACCUUGUCGGGCACAAGGAGGAUCAAGCUCGGCUAAAUUUUGUACAAUGAUUGCGCUUUGCAUAAUGAUGCCGAUUCACGUCAGCGCCAGCAGUCCGAGGUGCGAAUUCAUCCCGUUAAAUUUCUUCAAAGUUCACCAGAUGGCGUAUAAGGAUUCGUCUCAGCUCGCUGCGUUUGCCCGAUACGUGCACCGGGAACUAUCUCCAAUCGCGAAUUCGGCGCCGGUUAAACCACCUGGAGGAACUUACCAACAAGCCGGACGAGCUAUCUUCUCGCACGAUCGCUUGGGUUUUCUGCGCCAUCUCGGAAGGUCGAAGACCAACAACUAUGAUGUUAUGGGAAAUAAUUACCCGAACCAGAUCCAGUCAAGUCGAGGGUCUUCUAGCCACGAUUCAGAUCACGCCAGCUCUACAAUAAAGCUCUGUAACCAGGACUCUCAAUACCGAGAAAGGUUAGGCAGUGAUGCAAUGUCUGACAGGACGGGCUCAUACCAGCCCACGUCCUUGGCUGGAUUGGGUGGCAUCAUGGUGUCUCAAGAAAUCCAGGUAGACAUAAGCCAAAUCGACGAUCCAGGUAGAAAGCUGUCUGUUCCAUCGAAAGCCGUUACAAGCACAGACCGAGUGACGAUGGUGAUGCGGGUCUUCGUUCGGAGUAUCAUUGGCUGCAUGAUGAGAGAUGCGCACGUGGAGAGGAAAAGCCUAACCAGAACUCCCUUCUCUUCUACAAUGUCCAGUAGACUUGCAAGAGGAUUGCGGCGAAUUGCCCUUCCAACCACAAUUGCCGCGGUCGGUGGUGGUGCCCUUCUUUAUACAUACCGACCCCGAAAUAUCCCCGGCUUCGAAGGCCCUGCCGUUCCUCCUCCCAUCUACGGCGCAGAUGGCACAUUUAAGCUCCCUCGAUUUCCCAAGGUGAAAUCGCGCGAGGAGCAGAUUGCCGAGUUAAGGAAGAGUAAUGGGGAAGAAGAAGAAUAUGAUAUGCUUGUAAUUGGCGGUGGAGCUACUGGUGCCGGUGUUGCGUUAGACGCUGUUACUCGAGGUCUUAAAGUAGCAGUUGUCGAGCGAGACGACUUCAGCAGCGGCACCAGCAGCAAAAGUACCAAGCUCGUGCAUGGUGGUGUGAGGUAUCUGGAAAAAGCCGUAUGGAAUUUGGAUUAUAGUCAGUACCAGUUGGUCAAGGAAGCCCUCAAGGAACGAAAAUAUUUCUUGCAGACUGCUCCCCACCUGAGCUCGUGGCUACCAAUUAUGCUACCGCUGGACAAAUGGUGGAAGGCGCCAUAUUACUGGGCCGGUACUAAGUUCUACGAUUUCCUCGCUGGCAGUGAAGGCAUUGAGAGUUCCUACUUCUUGACCAGGAGCAAGGCGCUCGAUGCAUUUCCCAUGCUAAAGCAAACGGACCUCGUCGGUGCUCUGGUAUACUAUGAUGGUGCUCACAAUGAUUCGAGGAUGAACGUCUCGAUUGCGAUGACUGCGGCGAUAUACGGAGCUACCGUUUUAAACCAUGCUGAGGUAACUGGAUUGAUCAAGAAUGAUAAGGGCAGACUUUCUGGUGCUCAGGUGAAGGACUUGAUUCCGGAGCGCAAUGGUAAGAAAUCUGAACCGAUUACUGUCAAGGCUAAGUGUAUCGUGAACUGUACCGGGCCAUUCACCGACUCGAUACGGAAACUCGAUGACCAAGACUGCAAAGAGAUUGUCGCACCGGCUUCCGGUGUCCACGUCAUCUUGCCAGGUUACUACAGCCCUUCGAACAUGGGGUUAAUUGACCCAUCGACGUCGGAUGGUCGAGUUAUCUUUUUCCUACCGUGGCAAGGAAACACGAUUGCGGGUACAACUGAUGAGCCUACACAAAUCUCUCCAAAUCCGCUGCCCGACGAGAAAUCUAUUCAGUGGAUUUUGAACGAAGUUAGCCAUUAUCUAUCUCCGGAUAUCAGUGUACGCCGCGGCGAUGUGCUUGCAGCUUGGGCUGGAAUUCGCCCCCUUGUCAAAGAUCCUAAGGCCAAGAAUACACAGUCCCUCGUUCGGAACCAUCUCGUCGAUAUUUCUGACUCCGGUCUCGUCACAUGUGCGGGUGGAAAAUGGACGACGUACAGACAGAUGGCAGAGGACUGUGUGGAUGCGGCGGUUAAAGAAUUCAAUCUCCCCACCAAGCCUUUCGUUAACGCGCCACGAGUUAGCGGAACGGCGUUUGUGGAUGAUGGUGCAAUUCUAAAUGGAACUUGCCAAACCCAUAAUGUUCGGUUGGUUGGUGCUCAUGGCUUUAGCAAAACCUUGUUCAUCAACCUGAUCCAACAUUUCGGUGUCGAAACAGAGGUUGCCAAGCAUCUCACUGAGAGCUAUGGCGACCGAGCAUGGACGGUUGCGGCUAUGUGCAAACCCACGGACCUACGAUUCCCCGCGAGGGGAGAGCGCAUCUCCCGUCUCUACCCCUUCGUAGAUGGCGAGAUCAGAUACGCCAUUACCAACGAAUACGCCCAGACCGCCGUUGACAUCCUGGCACGGAGAACUAGAUUGGCCUUCCUAAACGCCCAGGCCGCACUAGAGUGUCUCCCCAAGAUCAUCGAUAUCAUGAGCCAGGAGUUGAAAUGGGACCGAACAAGACAAGAACGGGAAUGGAAAGACACUGUUGCAUUCUUGCAGUCGAUGGGCCUGCCAGAGCCGAUGCUGUCCGCGACGAGGGCACAGGUCGAGAAGGGUAAGCUCGACUUCAGCUCAUCGCUCGAGUACAAGAUGUACUCGAGGCACGAUAAGCCCCCCGUUGCAGAGGAGUAG
Molecule: messenger RNA, 4614 nt
Organism: Annulohypoxylon truncatum
Lineage: Eukaryota; Fungi; Ascomycota; Sordariomycetes; Xylariales; Hypoxylaceae
Product: FAD dependent oxidoreductase-domain-containing protein
Exons: 6
Coding region: 1-4614 (1537 amino acids)
Biological process (GO): glycerol-3-phosphate metabolic process
Cellular component (GO): glycerol-3-phosphate dehydrogenase (FAD) complex; mitochondrion
Molecular function (GO): glycerol-3-phosphate dehydrogenase (quinone) activity
Source: RefSeq, a predicted model, not a curated record